CCUGCAGAUUUAAUUUCACAACAACAAUUACAAGACAAGCCCCCCUUAGCAUAGAGGCAUACCGAAAUAUUAAAAAAAAAAAGCUCCACUACUAGCUUAGCUAUUUGAGCAAAACGUAUGUGGGAAGAGAGAGGCAGGCCAGAGCUAGCUGAGGUACACAAUUCCACUCACUGGCCAACCGCUGGGGCGAGCGUUCUUCCCCUCUCCCCCUGGCUCAAGAAAUCUACCUGAAGUAGCAGGAGCUCCUCUUCUUCUUCCGGCCGCCCUUCUCCUCGUAUUUAGACAUCUGGAUCGAGCAAGAAUUGUUGGGAAGCAAAUUGGAGUCGUCCUUGCAUGGAUGCAGCCCACUGGCACCAGGGGCUAGGGCUGCUGAAGCCAAUGGAGGAGAUGCUGAUGGGGACGACGAACCAGCAGCAGGUCCAAGGGUCGAACCCGAAUCUAAUUCCACCGCCGCCGUCGUCUUCUCCGGCACCGGGGGCUGGCGGCGGUGCCAUGGGCUUGGUUGCAGGCGCGGUUGUUGCGGGGGUUGGCAGCAGUGAACGGAAGGCGCGGCCGCAGAAGGAGAAGGCGCUCAACUGCCCGCGGUGCAACUCCACAAACACCAAGUUCUGCUACUACAACAACUACAGCCUCCAGCAGCCGCGCUACUUCUGCAAGACUUGCCGCCGCUACUGGACCGAGGGCGGCUCCCUCCGCAACGUCCCCGUCGGCGGCGGCUCCCGCAAGAACAAGCGCUCCUCCUCUUCUUCCUCCGCCAACGCGGCCUCCGGAGUCUCCGCCUCGACAUCAAUCAUGGCGAGCUCGACGUCCAUGGCGUCCAAGAACCCGAAGCUGGCUCAUCAUCACGAGGGCGGCGGCGCGCAGCACGACCUGAACCUCUCGUUCCCGCACCACGGACUCCACGGCGGGAUGCAGCAGCAGGCAGCGGAUCAGUACAUGGCGUUCCCGAGCCUGGAGAGCAGCAGCAUAGGCGGCGCGAUGGCGAGCGGCAACAACGGCCGGCAUGGCCCCGGCGCGGGCCCGCUGUCGGCCAUGGAGCUGCUCCGGAGCACAGGGUGCUACAUGCCGUCGCUGCACGUGCCGAUGCAGAUGCCGCCGGCCGCGCCCGGGGAGUACGGCGCCGCGGCCGUGCAGGGGUUCUCGCUGGGCGAGUUCCGCGCGGCGCCCGGCCCGGCGCAGUCGCAGUCGUCGCAGAGCUUGCUCGGCUUCUCGCUGGACGCGCAUCACGGCGGUACCGUGGGGAUGCAAGGGAUGCCGCAGGACAGAGCGGGCAGGAUGCUGUUCCCGUUCGAGGACUUGAAGCCGACGGAUGCCAGCGGCGCAGGCUCUGGCGCCGGUGUGGAGAACGGCGGCCGACAUCAGUACGAGCAAGCUGGGAAGGAGCAAGGCGAUGGCGGCACGGGCAGCCACGCUGGGCACGACACGGCGCCGGGGUUCUGGAACGGCAUGAUCGGCGGUGGCACUUCCUGGUAAUAUAUAUGUGCAUGGCCGGCGGUGCAUGCACGGUGGCGCGCGUCCAAGCAUGCAUGCAUGCAUGGCUCAUGCAAUCUAAUUAAGCGACUGGAGAUAGGAGCUAGGCACAUAGGUCUAAUAUAAGAUCCAUGGUGGCCGGCAUUGGUGGUGAUCAUUGUUACUACAUGGUGUUUGAUCUCUCUUCCUCUCUGGUGUUUUUCUUCUCCUUCCUCCUUCCUCUUGCUGUGUGUUGUGUUUGGUGAUCCGUAGACUUGGGGGACUAGCUCUAACAACAAACACAUCAGAGUACACACAAUUAAUCUCUUGAUCUCUGUGCCAUGCCGCAUGCAUAUGCUAGCUAGCUGCGUCAGCGUAGUAGUACUGGAGCCUCCUUCGUGAAGCUUCUUUUUAGGCAGGCUUGGAGUUUGGCCCCGGUACAUACCUAGUACAUGGGUCAUGUGGCGUGGUUUAUUUGGUUUUGCAGGGCCAACUUUAGGAGACUUGUAGCAGUGGGGAGAGAGGACACUGAGCUACAGUUCGUUUGGUAACAACGACAAUGCAUGCAGUGGUUUCAGCUUUGUGUGUGUAGAUGCAGAUCUUAUAUAUGCGCGACUUCCAAGUAAUUUGUACCUAGCUUUACGUGAGGUGAUUAAUGGUCCAAGUUUGUAAUCUGUAACCAUAUUAUUUUAUCUAAAGAGUUACAAGCUUAGUACCAUCUUA
Molecule: messenger RNA, 2172 nt
Organism: Brachypodium distachyon (stiff brome)
Lineage: Eukaryota; Viridiplantae; Streptophyta; Magnoliopsida; Poales; Poaceae
Product: dof zinc finger protein 1
Exons: 2
Coding region: 334-1473 (379 amino acids)
Biological process (GO): regulation of DNA-templated transcription
Molecular function (GO): DNA-binding transcription factor activity; DNA binding
Source: RefSeq, a predicted model, not a curated record